This is a messenger RNA of Stereum hirsutum FP-91666 SS1, 5871 nucleotides long. Its product is annotated as phosphoribosylformylglycinamidin. Gene Ontology annotation, biological process: 'de novo' IMP biosynthetic process. Gene Ontology annotation, molecular function: phosphoribosylformylglycinamidine synthase activity. The transcript is spliced from 8 exons. The record is from RefSeq and is a predicted model, not a curated record. The coding region runs from base 1 to 5871 and encodes 1956 amino acids. NCBI's taxonomy places the organism in Eukaryota, Fungi, Basidiomycota, Agaricomycetes, Russulales, Stereaceae.
AUGGCUGAUUCUCGAUCUAUUGCUUCUUCGCGUCACUCCCGCCUCGCGUCACUCAACGUCAAGUACCCUGUAGAGGUCGACGACGGCAAUACAUUCAACACCAAGAAGGUUGAUAUCUGGGACAACGCCAGCUACAACCCUUCACUGAAUCGUAAAUCACACAAAUCCACAUCUUCCUACGCCGACGUCAUGAACAAAAUGAUUCCCCUUGUCGACAAAUCCUCGAAAGUCAACGUCAAAACUUCCGACGUUCAUCGCUGGUGCGCGUUGACCCUGGCCCCUUGGAAAGACGAGGAUGGGAUGACUCAGUGGUGCGGCGUCCAAGGUGCCCAUCUGAUUUCUCAGUCGACAGGUCCGGAAGAGAAUCGCAAUAUCGAGAGAGCAUGGGGGCUUAACAUAGGAGACUUGAACCUGGACUGCCCUCAGAACAUUAUUCCUCUCCGCGCCGACUGGCACGCGUCUUUCGACGGUCACGAUCUGUGCAUUCUUCCUCAUAAUGAUAUAAUGAGGAAGAUAUUUUUGCGACUUGAUGAGCAUGUAGGCAACCCUAAGGAAGCGGGAAAGGCCGUGCCGUGGUUGAACUCGGUAUGGAAAGGGGAUCUGAACCUCGCUUUACAUCGCUACAAGUUUAUCCCUGUCGGCAAACGUAGCAAGACAGUACCCCUGAUUCGACGCCGAUUCGAACCUGGCAAAGAGUAUAAGGAACUCGUGCCCAACGUCUGCGACUUUUUCCGCCCGCCGAACUUUGACGACUAUCCGGAGAUUCACUCUCUAGCCCAUCCUUACGCCGUCAUAUGGAAAGCUGUCAAAGAUUUCGGCAAUAUGAACGAAGAAGAUUUCGUUUCGGAUCGACAUUGGGGCAUGAUGCAGAUGGCGAGCAAUAUCGUCCAGCGUUGGAACACUAUUAUCAAGAAAGAUAAUCUCGCCAAGGCCCGCGCAAGGUCCCCCCCUCCCCAACCGGACGCUGAGGGCGACAGCAACGAUCACCCUGGGUCGCCUGGGCCGUCUCCGUCAACCGACGGCAGCUCGACUUCGCCGAGUGCGGGAGGCAGCCCCGGCGCAGGCUAUUCGACCGGUGCUCCAUCAGGCUAUCGUCGACCUGCCGGGAUCCCCUCGGAGGUGUCGUAUACCAACAACCAGCCGUCUCUCUGCUUUAGUUCAAGUAGAUCCCAGUCUGCUGAGGCUGAGCUCGUCUCUGAAGAAGACCAGUCCGACGAGGAAUCGGAAGACGAAGAUGAUCGCCCGGCCGCUCUCGCUCCCUACGAGCCUCAAGACAUCGACAAAUGGGCCGUUGAUUCGCGAUCUGUCGACGUUGGCGGUCUAGAUGACUCCUUCAUCGACUUACUUUCUCCGUCUGUAAAACCGACUUCAGCACCUACGGAUUAUGACGAGGAGCCUGCGGAAGUCCCUGAUGGAGAUUGGGAGGACUGGCAACCCGACUUCGCUAAACGGUUGGGUGAACACCGCUUCAGCGCGUUGGGCGUCUCGAGGGACGAAAGCAAACCUCGUUUCAAGGUUAGGGUCUCGUCGAAGAUCUGCACAAAGAUUUUCUACUCUCGGGACUUGACUCGACCCAUAACGCUCUUGAUAGCGGAUUAUAUCUGCGCUGUAGAACAACUUGUUCUAACCCAUCGAACUUAUAUCUGUGUAUAUCUCGCGAACCAAGAUACGCUUAGCCGCAUACUCAUCCUGAAAACUGUGGUUGCCACAUCAAUCAACCUACAGGCAACGAUGCUCGUCCUUCCGGGAUCAUCUGUCCUGUCCGCCACAAGGCGCGACAUUCUUCUCUCCAAUCUUCAACGUGCCAAUCCAUCUGUUCAGUCAGUAGACGUAGUCUGGAUACACCUUGUUAGCCCCACCUCCGUCCAAGCCGAAUCCGGUCUCUCCAACCCUACCUCUCCUAUCCGUCCUGUCCUUGACCGUCUCCUUGCAUACGGCGACAACCUCCAGCUUCCUGGAACCGUCGAGUCUUUGCAGAAUCCUUCCGGAAAUGUCAUCUAUGUCGUUCCUCGUCCAGGCUCAAUCUCGCCGUGGUCUAGCAAGGCGACUGACAUCGCUGCACUUUGCAACCUGAAGACGCACAUCGAGAGGUUGGAGCGCGGCAUAGCCUACGUCGUGACCCUCAAAGACUCCAAGCCUCUCUCAUCCUCUGACCUCACCUCCUUCGGUCCAUGUAUACAUGACCGUAUGACCCAAAUCGCCCAACUUUCACUCCCCGCUGAAGCCGACAUUUUCCGUCAUCGCUCUCCCGCUCCCCUCGUCCAUGUCUCCCUGGACUCCUCCCCGAAAGACCGCCUCUCGCAAGCGAAUCAAGAGUUAGGACUCGCCCUCGCACCUGAUGAAAUCGACUACCUCGUCGCGGCAUACGGAGGAAUGUCCCGCGAUCCGACCGACGCCGAGCUCUUCAUGUUCGCGCAAGUCAACUCCGAACAUUGUCGUCACAAAAUCUUCAAUGCGUCCUGGACCCUCGACUCUAAAUCUCAACCUUCUUCCCUUUUCUCCAUGAUCCGUAACACAGAAAAACUCAACCCCAAGGGCACCAUAUCCGCCUACUCCGACAACGCCGCCGUUUUCGAGGGACACGUCGCUCCCCGUCUUACUACCACCAUCGCCGAGGGAGGCCUGAAGCUCUACGGGACGGUAGACGAAGAAAUGCCCAUUCUCAUCAAGGUAGAAACCCAUAACCACCCUACUGCCGUCUCUCCCUACCCCGGUGCCGCGACUGGCUCUGGCGGCGAAAUUCGCGACGAAGGUGCUGUUGGCCGGGGCUCGCAUCCCAAAGCCGGUCUCGCGGGCUUUUCAGUGUCGAACCUGAUGAUACCUGGAUACGAGCAGCCUUGGGAGGAGGAUUUUGGGAAGCCGGGACAUAUUGCGAGUGCGUUGGAUAUCAUGAAGGAUGCCCCGUUGGGAGGAAGCGCGUUUAAUAAUGAGUUUGGGAGGCCGGCGCUUGGGGGCUAUUUUAGGACUUUUUGUGAGAGGGUGGGCAAGGCCGAGGGAGGAGAAGGAGGUGAGGUUAGAGGGUAUCAUAAGCCGAUCAUGAUCGCAGGUGGGUUGGGUAAUGUUCGUCCUCAGUUUGCGCACAAAGAAAAGAUCACACCCGGAGCCAAGAUCAUCGUCCUCGGUGGUCCUGGGAUGCUCAUCGGUCUCGGAGGCGGUGCUGCGUCAUCUCGUGCGCUCGGAGGUGCGGGGUCUGCAGAGUUGGAUUUUGCGAGCGUGCAGAGGGAUAACGCGGAGAUGCAGAGACGGGCCCAGAUGGUCAUCGAUGCUUGCGUCGAUCUCGGGCCUUUGAACCCUAUCCAGUCUAUCCACGACGUCGGAGCUGGGGGUCUGAGCAACGCUCUGCCGGAAUUGGUGCAUGAUUCGGGGUUGGGAGCGAGGUUCGAGAUCAGGGAUGUUCCGGUGGCGGAUGGAGGGCUGAGUCCAAUGGAGAUUUGGUGCAAUGAGAGUCAGGAGAGGUAUGUCCUCGCAGUGGGGCCGGGUGAAGGAGGCGAAGAUGUGUUCAGGGCGAUAGCGGAGCGGGAGAGGGCGUUGUUCGGAGUCGUGGGUGAGGCGACAGAGGUAGAGGAGCUGGUCGUCACGGAUAGGCUACUCGGACAAGAUGUCAUUAACCUGAAGAUGUCGACUCUCUUCGGUAAACCGCCUCGUAUGGUUCGUAACGACGUUACUCGCAAACUCAAAACCGUCCCCUUCGAUACCUCCCUUUCCAAAUACAUUCCUUCCUCCUUGACUGGCGGGCUCACCGCAAUCCUCGAAGAAGCAACCCGUCGCGUCUUCAGCCUUCCCUCCGUCGCGUCCAAAUCCUUCCUCAUCACAAUCGGCGACCGCUCCAUCACCGGCCUCGUCACCAGGGACCAAAUGGUCGGAGCCUACCAGACCCCCGUCUCCGACGUAGCCGUAACGCGAUCCUCCUACUCCUUCACCCUCCCUUUCGGCGAAGCAAUGUCCAUGGGCGAACGUACACCCCUCGCACUCCUCUCCCCAGCCGCGAGCGCGCGCAUCGCCGUCUGCGAGAGUUUAACCAAUCUUGCGGCGGCCUAUAUCGGGAGUGGAGAGCUGGAGAGGGUCAAGUUGAGUGCGAAUUGGAUGUGUGCGGCGGGGGUGCAAGGGGAGGGAGUUGGGUUGUAUGAAGCUGUGAGGGCUGUGGGAGAGGAGUUGUGUCCUGCCUUGGGUGUCGGGAUCCCGGUAGGAAAAGACUCGAUGUCGAUGAGUAUGCGGUGGAUGAACGAGAAGGAUGGGAGCGACAGGAACGUGACGGCUCCAUUGUCGCUUAUUGUCACUGCAUUUGGGAGGGUUGCAGAUGUGAGGAAGACCUGGACGCCGGAGUUGAGGACGGAUGAAGAAGUUGGGGAGGAGACGGUGUUAGUAUUCUUUGAUUUGGCGGGUGGGAAGACGAGGUUGGGAGGAUCGGCGCUGGCGCAGGUGUUCAGGGAGAUUGGGGAGGAGGCGCCCGAUGUGGAGGAUGCGAAGGUAGUGAGGGCGUUCUUCGAGGGGACGCAGAGGGUGAGGGAGACGAAUCCAGAUUCAGUACUGGCAUACCACGAUCGCUCGGACGGAGGGUUGUUCACCACGCUCGCCGAGAUGGCGUUUGCGGGGAGGGUCGGGCUGAGGAUCAACCUGGACGCGUUGGGAGUGUCAGGUAAAGACCCUGUCGCAGCAUUGUUCACCGAGGAGUUGGGCGCGGUGGUGCAGGUCGCGAAGUCGAACGUGCAGUAUCUCCUCGCUGCGUUCUCUCGUGAAGGAUUCCCAUCUACCUCCGUUCAUGUCGUCGGAAGCGUCAACCCCUCCUCCGACCAGUCCAUCGACAUCAUCCACGGAGGCACCACUAUCUUCUCCUUUACCCGUUCUGCGCUUCAAGAAACCUGGGCAUCCACAUCAUACAAGAUGCAAUCCCUCCGAGACGAUCCCGCCUGUGCCACGGAAGAAUUCAACUUGAUCUCCUCUUCAUCGCCCACACUUCCAAAAGUCUCAUACGACCUUACGUUCCAGUACGAUCCUCUGCUCUCGAAGCCAUUGACGCGUCGUCCGAAGGUCGCGAUAUUGAGGGAACAGGGUGUCAACGGACACCAGGAGAUGGCCUGGGCGUUCCACGCAGCGGGGUUCGACGCUAUCGAUGUUCACAUGUCUGACAUGUUCCCCUCUGCCACUUCUUCCCGCGAACCUCUCAGUCUGCAAGGAUUCGCUGGUCUCGCGGCUUGCGGCGGGUUUUCUUACGGUGACGUCCUCGGCGCCGGCAAAGGCUGGGCCAACUCUGUCCUGCUGCACGAAGGCGCACGGAAAGAGUUCAAGGAUUUCUUCGAGAGGAAAGAUACGUUCGCUUUGGGCGUGUGUAACGGAUGCCAGUUCUUCAGCGGCUUGACGGAGUUGAUCGGGAACGGUGCUGGCGAGGACUCCGAGCCUGAGGCUCAGGGAGCUGGCUGGCCAGAGUACAAAGAGAACAGGAGUGGGAGGUUCGAGGCAAGGGUGACUAUGGUUCAGAUCACGGACAACGCCGUUACCCGCUCCUCGCCUUUCCUGCACGACAUGAUCGGCUCCCGAAUUCCCGUCGCUGUCGCACACGGUGAAGGCCGUGCAGUAUAUUCUGGCGGUGAACCCAGCCUCAGACGCGCCGAAUCCCAAGGCUUGCUUGCUCUGCAAUACGUCGACGGAGAAGGGAACGUCACGCAGACGUAUCCGCUCAACCCGAAUGGUUCGAUGGGUGCGGUGGCGGGUGUGCAGACGAGGGAUGGGAGGGUGUUGGCGUUGAUGCCGCAUCCGGAGAGGGUGGUUGCGUUGGCGAGCAAUUCGUGGGCGCCGAAGGGAAUGGAGGAGCAAUGGGAAGGGACGGGGCCUUGGUUUAGGUUGUUCCAGAAUGCGAGGAGGUGGUGUAAUUAG